This is a messenger RNA of Lichtheimia ornata, 387 nucleotides long. RefSeq lists its product as uncharacterized. The transcript is spliced from 2 exons. NCBI's taxonomy places the organism in Eukaryota, Fungi, Mucoromycota, Mucoromycetes, Mucorales, Lichtheimiaceae. Bases 1 to 387 code for a protein of 128 amino acids. The record is from RefSeq and is a predicted model, not a curated record.
AUGUAUGGUGUUGGAUCUACAAUGCAGGACCACUUAAUUAACGAGCCUUACAACGAAACAGCAGCAGCACAUACUGGAUCGGAUGAAUACAAGGUUAUUUGCAAGCAUCAAUGGAAUGGUAUUGGGAACACCUCAAGGCUCUCGUUCGGCGAUUACUAUUAUCACAUCAGCACGUCAAAGGAUGGAGUGUACUGUCUUAAGGGGGAAGGCCAUGUUGUGGUACGCGGAUAUUACGUUGGGCUCACGGUGCGACUUCAGUUUAAAAAUGCACCCUCUGACCUUUCGUGGAGAACAAAGUAUAUGCUUCCCAUCAUUGCACUGCUAUACUUUACUCGACUUGAAGACGAUGGGUUGUCUUCUUGGCAACAUGGCUGGACCCACGGCUAG